This is a messenger RNA of Bufo gargarizans (Asiatic toad), 4937 nucleotides long. RefSeq names its product Scm like with four mbt domains 1 (gene SFMBT1). Lineage: Eukaryota; Metazoa; Chordata; Amphibia; Anura; Bufonidae. The transcript has 21 exons. Gene Ontology annotation, molecular function: protein binding. The record is from RefSeq and is a predicted model, not a curated record. Bases 116 to 2734 code for a protein of 872 amino acids. Gene Ontology annotation, cellular component: nucleus. Gene Ontology annotation, biological process: regulation of DNA-templated transcription.
GCCAUAUUGGAAUGAGGCAGUGAGCAGCGGUGGGGGGUGAGGAGCUGAGGGGAGAGAGAGCAGCGCACCGGGCCCGGGGAAUCUGCCUGGAAAAAGUCCGGACGGGGUUGGUUGAAUGGGAACUCUGAGUGCUGGCCUGAUGUCACAGACACCGCUUGCAAAUCCCACCGGUGGUCCCCCUACUGAGAUGAUCGCCCAGGGAAAAAAACAUGAAGAUACAAAUGCAGACUCCAGUCUUGAGGAGGCAGAAUUUAACUGGGAGGAGUAUCUGGAAGAGACGGGGAGUACAACAGCUCCUCACAGCUUUUUCAAACAUGUCGACACCUCCAUGCAGACUGGUUUGUCCCCAGGAAUGAAAUUAGAGGUCCCGCUUGGGACAGACCCCCAGUCUUACUGGAUUGCAAGUAUCAUCACUACUUGUGGCAAAUUGCUGCUUCUGAGAUAUGACGGAUGUGGAGAAGAUCGAUCUGCAGACUUCUGGUGUGAUAUUGUGACUUCUGACCUUCAUUCCAUUGGCUGGGCCCAGCAGAACAAGAAGACCCUUAGACCCCCUGAAAUUCUAAAGGACAAAUUGCAGAAUUGGGAAGAAUUUCUUGCAGAGACAUUGAAAGGAGCUUUCAGUGCACCUACUCAUCUGCUUGAGGGCCCACACAGAGGAAAAGACCCGCUAGAUCUGUUCGGGCCUGGUUGUAGGCUGGAGCUUCAGCAUUCACAGGACUCCUUGGCCACAUGGCCAGUUCAAGUGCUAGACAACAUUGGUGGAAGACUUCAGCUGCAGUAUGAAGGGGCCCCUGACUGCCCAUUGCUACACUGUUUCUACCUUAACUCAUCCCUGCAUGAAAUAGGGUGGGCUAAUCGAAAUGGCUAUGAACUAAAGCCCCCCAAAGAAAUUGUUUCUCUGAACACAGAUGAGAAAUGGAAAGAAAUACUGACCAAGUGCUUAGAAGACAGUGAAAACUUUGUACCAACUGAGUUCUUUCAGGAACAGGCUCAAAUUCCCAAUCAUACAUUUAAGUCUGGCAUGAAGAUUGAGGCAAUAAACCCCAAAGAUCCAUCAUGCAUUGUUCCUGCAACAGUGACUGAGGUCUUCAAUGACCAGUAUUUCCUGGUUGAACUAGAUGAUCUAAGGCCUGACAACUCUACGGACCAUCAGUCCAUGGUGUGUCACAGGAAUAGCCCACACAUUCUCCCUGCACGAUGGAGCCUGAAGAUGGGCCUGACUGUCUGCUCCCCUUCUGGUUAUUCAGAAGAGGUCUUUGACUGGGAUAAAUAUCUGACUCAUUGCAAUGCGCACGCUGCUCCCGACAGUUGCUUCCCCGAGGUCCAGAAUGAACAUGUUCUUCAGGAACGCAUGAAGCUCGAGGCCGUCAAUCCCUUUCAGCCACGGGAUAUCUGCAUUGCCACUGUAACGAGGGUCAACGGCCUUUACAUCUGGCUCCAGCUAGAAGGCGUGAAGACUCCUGUUCCCGAGUGCAUUGUGCAUGUAGAAUCCACUGACCUCUUUCCAAUGGGAUGGUGUGAAACUAAUGGGCACCCCUUAUGUACCCCACCUCCUACAAAUGCAAAACCUCGGAAGAAGACUGCUAGACACUCUCAGAAACAAGAUGUGACUGCUAAGAAUAAGCAUGGAGUAAAUGAGUCAGAUACUACAGCCAGCAACAUCACAUCCAAUGGGAAAUAUCUCUGCCCCAAGAUCUUUUUCAACCAUCGCUGCUUCUCAGGUCCCUAUCUGAACAAAGGACGGAUAGCAGAGCUACCAAAAUCUGUGGGUCCAGGAAACUGUGUUUUGGUCCUUAAAGAGGUCUUAUCGUUAAUCAUCAACGCCGCUUACAAGCCAAGCAGAGUCCUACAUGAACUGGAAUUACAGGAUGAACCAUUGUGGCCUCAGCAUGCAGAAAUUUUGAAAGCCAAAUAUAAAGGAAAAACAUACCGUGCCACAGUCGAAUUGGUGAGAACAUCAGACCAGGUGUCAGAGUUUUGUCGGAAAACCUGUAUCAAACUGGAAUGCUGCCCAAAUCUCUUUGGGCCUCUUAUGGUUCUUGACCAGUGCUCUGAAAACUGUUCAGUACUAACAAAGACUAAAUAUACUCAUUAUUAUGGAAAGCGUCGUGGGAGGAACUUGAGCAAUCCUACAGGCAUUUUGCGCAGCAUAGAGGCUGCCCUGAAGAAGCCUGCUAAGAGGAGGAAGAGAAGGAAACACUUCUUUGUCCACAAGAAGAAGCGCUCAUCCAACUCUGUAGAGAACACACCUGUCGGAAGUCCUCAGGGAAGUGGUGACGAGGAGGAGGAGGAAGAUGAGGAUUACUCCCCAAGUGAAGAAAGUGUUCAAGAACAUCAAGAGGGCUCAGAACUCUCUGGGAAAGGGUCUUCAUCAGCCUCCCCUACUCGUAGUGAACAGUCGCUGAACUGUGAGAAGAAAAGAAAACCUUGGAUGCUCGAAAGUGAAAAGCUUCUGUCUGCUAAGGAUAUCCGUAUUGAGUUGAAGGAGCCCUUGACACUAAAUGGAAGCCCACUGGACUGGACUGUGAAUGAUGUUGUCGAAUACAUCAAGUCCACAGAUUGUAAUCAUCUUGCACGACUCUUUCAAGAACAGGAAAUAGAUGGAAGGGCACUUUUAUUGCUCAAUCUCCCUGCUGUUCAGGACUGUAUGGAUCUCAAGCCUGCCAUGGCCAUCAAACUGUGCUACCACAUUGAACGAGUGAAGCUGGCUUUCUACCAAAGCUUUUCUCAAUAAAGUAUCCUGUUUUUGGAUAGUGGACAUACAUUGUGCCCGGCACAGCCCAUAUAUGUACCAGCCUUAAGGGAUUUGCACUUUUAUAGAACUGUCACUUGUUUACAAGUCCUCAGGCCAUUUCAGUCCUAGGCUUGGAAAUAUGAGGAGAUGUGUAUAUAGUCACUGCUACCCACUUACUUUUAUGGUGCAGUUACUACAGCAGCCACCAACUCACCCAUGGGUUAUUGGGGAUGUGAUAUGCAAUGCAGUAUAGCAAGCUGGAUGAAAACUUGUAUUUGUAAGAAGUGACGAGGGUACUUGAUAAGCAGCCAUUUUUCUUUAUUGAUUUAGACUUCUGGAGCUAGAGAAAGUUAAUUUGUUUUUGUAAAGGGACGCUGUUGUAUGAUAUAUGAAAUAUGGAUUUAUCUGAAAAAGACCUUUUAAGAUGUGUUUAGUUUAUUUCUUUUGUGUGUUAACUUUGCACAAAGUCUUAAUUUUAGUUGUAGUUUUUGUACAUACACUUCUGUCCUAAACAUGCACAUGGAGAAGAAGAUGGGAGUUAUAAUCUCUGGACAGCAGUUUAACCAAUGCAAUUUAAAACUGAAGUUAGUAUCUUUCAGCUUUCUAUAUGUUUUUAGGCAAAAAUACUUGAUUAAAGUAUUAUCCUGAAAGGCAAUCCUUAAAGUACUCCUUAAAGGCAGUAUCUGGUAAUGCAUUUUUAAAUAAUAAGUUGAGGAGUUCUCAGUUGAAGGGGUUCUUUGAGACUGGGACAAAGGAUUACAAAAAAAUUGACUCGACUGUCACAGGAGCUCCUGUUCUAACACCAAGCUCCGUUCUCCUUCACUGCUGGACCAAAGGUAUGAUAUGCCAUCUAAACACACCUCACCGCUGCUCAUCAAUCAGUGGCCUUAGCUGUAAUAUAAUUGGCAUCAGGCCAUGCCUAUACAUUGGAUAGCAGCAGUGACGUGCAUGUAGACUGCACUUCAAGCCUCCAGUCCAUCGGGGACCAGAAGUGGAGAAGGGAGCUUGGUGCUGGAACUGGAGCAUCGGUGACAGGCGAGUCAUUUUUUUCAAUCCCUGCAUCCUGCCUGCACAUAUGAAAAGAAGUUCCUUGUGUCCAGAAUGGAGAGUGUCUAAAGAUAUUGGCUGGAGGACCCUACAUCUUGGACACAUCACGUAAUACUGCAGAGCUGCUGACGAUAUAUCAAAUUCAUGCUGUUGCCCUCUAGGGCCGGAGAGUGUAGAUCCUUGUUUUCGGUGAGGGGAGAGAGCAUGCAGGAUUUUGUUAUAUCCUUAUGGGCAUUGUAGUAGCCACUUUGCUCUGUCCAUUCAAAGAACUAUAGGCUGCAGUCAUUAGGAUAUUGUACAGUUCAGCUUUUGAGGACGAGUUGUGCACUUAUAGUUUUUAAAAACAGUCUAGAUGACUUAAUGUCGGCCAAACCCAACGAUUUUGCUGGGACCGGCUGACCUUCUAAUGUGUAUGGGGGGCUUUCUGAAUCUCCCAUGACUAGAUGUUGGGGAGAAUAUGAUCGGGCGUGUUGAAUUUCAACAUGUCUGAUCCUUUUGUUCUCAGGAAAUGGAAUCUACCACAAGACUAAAGACUAAGAUAUCUUACUAGCUUAUUCUCCUCUCCCAUAGAGAAUAUAUGCUUGCUCGGCUGAGCCGAAUGCACAUGUAUAUGGGAGAUUGGUAGAGAUCUCUAUCAGAUGAGUGAGCAUUCGGCUGACCACUAUUUUAUGUAUAUGGCCAACGUAACACUUGUGCUAUCAAUCAAAUUGUCUUGUGAUAGAUCCCCCUAAACGGCCCGGAUUGCUGCCACCUAGGAAACGGGAACCCAAUAUCUCCUGUUAAAAUGACCCAUUAAUAUAUACUUGUGUAUAUACUUGAAGCUGCACAAGACUAGAGUUCUGUGCUACGUUACUUGCGCUACCUAUGUAAAGAGGCUUAUUUAUAUAACCCAGUGAUUUUUUUUUUGUUUUUUUAUUGCUACUGAGCCAUUAUUGUGUGAACAGUAUUUUACCUAUUGUACAUCUUUUUCUUGUGUUUUUUUUUUUUUUUUUUUUUUUCUCUUUUCAGCAUUUAGGUAGUGAUGUAGCUAUAAUGUCUAACAGGUUAGACGCCUAAACAGUUAUGUAAAUCAGCAAAGCAUUAAAGAGCUUCUGUCACCCCACUAAACCGUUUUUUUUUUUGUUUACUUAUAAUCCCUAUCCCUAUACUGCGAUUU